Molecule: messenger RNA, 789 nt
Organism: Daldinia childiae
Lineage: Eukaryota; Fungi; Ascomycota; Sordariomycetes; Xylariales; Hypoxylaceae
Product: 40S ribosomal protein S4-B
Exons: 3
Coding region: 1-789 (262 amino acids)
Biological process (GO): translation
Cellular component (GO): cytosolic small ribosomal subunit; ribosome
Molecular function (GO): RNA binding; structural constituent of ribosome
Source: RefSeq, a predicted model, not a curated record
AUGGCCCGUGGACCUAAGAAGCACCAGAAGCGCCUGAGCGCCCCCUCCCACUGGCUUCUCGACAAGCUUUCGGGUGUCUACGCCCCUAAGCCGUCGGCCGGUCCUCACAAGCAGCGCGACUGCAUGCCCCUCAUCAUCUUCAUCCGUAACCGUUUGAAGUAUGCCUUGAACUACCGCGAGACCAAGGCCAUCCUCAUGCAGCGUUUGGUCAAGGUUGACGGCAAGGUCCGCACCGAUACCACCUACCCUGCCGGCUUCAUGGACGUCAUCACCCUCGAGAAGACUGGCGAGAACUUCCGACUCAUCUACGACACUAAGGGCCGAUACACCAUCCACCGAAUCCAGACCGAGGAGGCCGAGUAUAAGCUCGGCAAGGUCAAGCGAGUGCAACUUGGCAAGGGCGGAAUCCCAUUCUUGGUCACGCACGAUGCGAGAACCAUCCGCUACCCUGACCCUUCCAUCAAGGUCAACGACACAGUCAAGAUCAACCUCGCCACUGGCAAGAUUGAGGACUUCAUCAAGUUCGACACCGGCGCCAUUGCCAUGGCCACUGGUGGUCGCAACAUGGGUCGUGUCGGUGUCAUCACCCACCGUGAGCGCCACGAUGGAGGUUUCAACAUCGUCCACAUCAAGGACGCCAUUGACAACACCUUCGCCACCCGUGAGAACAACGUCUUCGUUAUCGGCUCUGAGAAGCCCUGGAUCUCUCUACCCAAGGGUAAGGGUGUCAAGCUCACUAUUGCAGAGGAGCGUGACCGCCGCCGAGCCCACACUCUGGCCGGCCACUAA